GAAGUAAAUUGCUGCUGUACCACUACAGCCACAUUGAGGUCAAAUUAUUCAAAUGAUGUUUAAAAAUGUCUAGUUUUUCGAGAUCAGCCCAGCAAUGGGCGAGCUUCGCAAGAUCCUGGCUCCUGAUAGACGCUCGGAUGCAGCCUCCAGGAAAGAUCGCCUCUGUGUGCUCCGUGCGGCUUCAGGGGAAACAUAAACCCAUUUACCAUCCACUGAGUGAUAUUGGAGAUCAUGUGGUGGUCAUGAACACCAGACACAUCGCCUUCUCUGGAAAUAAAUGGGAACAGAAAGUGUAUUCGUCUCACACUGGCUACCCUGGAUCAUUCAAACAGCUCACCGCAGCCCAAAUGCACAAGAAGGACCCAACAGCCAUCAUUAAACUGGCUGUGUACGGGAUGCUUCCAAAAAACCUCACCAGAAGGACCAUGAUGCAACGGCUUCACCUCUUCCCAGAUGAUCUCCUUCCGGAUGAUAUUCUGAGGAACCUGACAGAGGAGCUUCCUCAACCCAGAGAGAUUCCUCGUAAGCUCAGCGAUUACACGCAGGAGGAGCGGGACGCUUUCCCCAGGCUCUGGACCCCGCCAGAAGACUUCAGGAUGAAAUGACCGUCAUACAGCAGUUUCCCACAUCUUGCAUCUCUGACCAGGAGUUAUAGGACUUGGAAAUGUUUAUCUUUUUUUAUGUUGUUAAAGUGAAUUAAAUUAUGUCUCAAAUAAUAAAAAGAAAUGGUGCGUUUGUCAA
Messenger RNA from Carassius auratus (goldfish), 741 nucleotides. RefSeq names its product 39S ribosomal protein L13, mitochondrial-like. The transcript has 7 exons. The record is from RefSeq and is a predicted model, not a curated record. The coding region runs from base 66 to 605 and encodes 179 amino acids. Gene Ontology annotation, biological process: translation; negative regulation of translation. Gene Ontology annotation, cellular component: ribosome; mitochondrial large ribosomal subunit. Lineage: Eukaryota; Metazoa; Chordata; Actinopteri; Cypriniformes; Cyprinidae. Gene Ontology annotation, molecular function: structural constituent of ribosome; mRNA binding.